This is a messenger RNA of Naegleria fowleri, 369 nucleotides long. RefSeq lists its product as uncharacterized. The record is from RefSeq and is a predicted model, not a curated record. Lineage: Eukaryota; Heterolobosea; Eutetramitea; Acrasida; Naegleriidae. Bases 1 to 369 code for a protein of 122 amino acids. The transcript has a single exon.
AUGUACCCUCCUGCUAAAAGAGCUAAAACAAUUAACUAUUCUCACUGUGUAUCUAUUUACCUCAGUAAGCAUAUCGACUCAGACAUCACUGAAUUUAUUACAGAUGCAGUCAAAGAAAAACUUACAUCAUGGUACAUACCUAACAACAAGACGCACGUACUCCAACUUGUCUGUAACAAUCAUGAAGAUUAUGUAUCAACCUUGGGAAUUUUAAACUCACAAUCAACAAGAGACUCCAGUCCAUUCAAAUACGUUGUGACUCCUAUGAAUUUCUCACCAGCUGAACACACUCCUCAAUAUCAUACUUCAUCAUAUGACGAGAUGAUGAAGUAUACUACACAUUAUCAAAAAUUUUUGGAAAAGAACUAA